Charadrius vociferus (killdeer) is the source of this 984-nucleotide messenger RNA. RefSeq names its product spermatid associated (gene CBY2). NCBI's taxonomy places the organism in Eukaryota, Metazoa, Chordata, Aves, Charadriiformes, Charadriidae. The coding region runs from base 1 to 984 and encodes 327 amino acids. The transcript has a single exon. The record is from RefSeq and is a predicted model, not a curated record.
AUGUCUGCUUUUGAUCUGACGAACCAGGGCAUGCAGUGUACAGAGCCGGAGAUAGCAUGUAUCACCCCACGGAUGAAAAUGAGGGAUGACAUGUUUGUCUUUGUUGACGGUAAGUGGGUGAAUGAGAUCUACUGCCAGCCACCCGUCGCUUCCCACCGGAAACUCUUUAACAAGAAGGACCAGAAUGAGUGGAGCAUCUGGGAGGAGAACAGAGCACUCUGGGAGGAAAACCAAGUCCUCCGGAUUGAGAACAGGAUGCUCUGGGAAGAAAACAAAUCUCUGCAAUGUCUCCAGUCACAGAACAGAGCCAUCCAGCUUAUUUACACUGAUGCCAUUCAGCAAAGCCUCCACAAGGAAAAUAAUCCGUUCCCAUUCUUCCAAGAGAGGAACGUAGGCUUUCAGGUCAGCCCAGGCAACAAAGCUCUCCAGGCAGUCCAGGAAAAGAACAGAGUCUUACAGAAUUUCCAGCAGGAGAAUAAAACAGUACCCAUCAUCUGGAAAGACCAACAAGCCAUCACAGUCCACGAAGAGAGCAAAGAUGCCAGCUCAGAUCUUCGGCAGGAAGCUGACACCAUCACAGCUGUGGAAGAAGGUAACCCUGGCCCAGCUCCCCAGCAGGAACAUGAAGCUAAAGAGAAAAGCACCACUCCAACCCAGAAUAAGAUCAAGUCUACCCCAAGCAUGCAGGGUGAGUAUGAAAUCCUCUGGGCUCUCCAGGACUUAUACCAACUCCUCCACAUCUUCCUGAAAGAGAACCAUCUCCUUGGGGAGGAACAGGGCUGUCGCAUUCUCUACAAUGUGGGCAGAUCCUUCCAAGAAGAAUACAAUGAAUUGAAGCUGCAGCUGAAUGCUGUGAAAAACACUGUGUCAGACAUCAAGGCUCAAAUGGAAAUAUUGGAAAAGGAGCUCAUUGCCAUCAGUUCCCCAAUGUAUGAAGAAGCAGGACAGAAGCUGGUCACAGAUCAUCAGCUUGGAGAGAUGUGA